AUGGCGUACAGCGCCACCGUGCGGGAUCCAAUUUGUACAUAUGGAGGUUUAACGUACGCGUAUUCGCAUGAGUCGGUACGCUUCUGGCGUCCCACUGACGUUAUCAAUGGCGGACUGGUUUGCGUUGCCAGCGUGUUUGGUAACGGAAGGAACACUCAACGCUCAGUGAACGGCCUUGCGAUUGUGAUGGUUUGGACAUCAGUGACAAACGAAGGAGCUCACGGACUAGGCUUUCCUGAUUACCAGAGUAAAUGGAUACCGUUGCGUUCGGGAAAACGUGGUCAGGCGCUGGUCAACGUCACACACGGGCUCGGGGAGACGCCCCUGCUCGUGGACGUCCAGGUCAAGUCCCCGAACGCGACUAACGAAGACUUCAUCUUCACGGGAAUGGGCGGGCUUCCAAGGGACGACGACAUACCGGAGCCGUUUGGUGGCGUCAUUUACUAUUACAACGACGUAAAUAUUACAGCCAGCGCCCCGCAUAGCAGACAUGGGUUCGCUAUAUAUACAGAGAACGGUACUUAUUUCACGGGCCCGAACUCUCAACAAGAAGACAGCGUGAUCGUGCGGUUCCGCGCGUGGCGAACUGGUUCCCUGCCGACCCCUGAUUUCAAGAAUAUGUCCUUCCCCGUCCGGGCUCGCUCAAAUGAUUCGAGCGAGCUGUACGUGGAGACAGGCCAUGGACUUGAUGGUUACCCGGCCCUGGUCCUGGUCAGAGCCCAGCUCACCGAUGGUGAACUGCCUGGUUACAUGUCCGAUAGCGUCGGUACCUUGUUUUUAGUUUUAUUUAUAAUAAACCAGAAGGUCAUGGACCCAUGA
This is a messenger RNA of Mya arenaria, 819 nucleotides long. RefSeq lists its product as uncharacterized. Bases 1 to 819 code for a protein of 272 amino acids. The record is from RefSeq and is a predicted model, not a curated record. NCBI's taxonomy places the organism in Eukaryota, Metazoa, Mollusca, Bivalvia, Myida, Myidae. The transcript has 5 exons.